UCCGACGGCCGUCGCGCGCCGCGCCGCGAGCUGCGCUUUGCGAGUUGGGAGGGAGAGCACCUCUGGCUCUACCUGCAGGCCCUGGGCUUCAACCCCAGGGCUGCCGGCAUCGGCGUCCAAGUGGGACCGAAGAUGUUUGAGAAACCAAAUGCGACGGCGUUUUAUGUCGUUGCCUACUUCUUGUUUGCUAAGUUGGAUAAGCUCCGGACAGCACAAAUUUUUGGAGACUGUUCCCUUCCAGUAGGAGUAUUGAAAACUGCUGAAUUUAGGAAGAAGUGCUGUUUAUGGCUAAGAGAGAUUGCAAAUGAAGACCAAAGUCAGCUUCCAAGAUUUCCACCUUCUGCACUUGCUUCUCCUGGUGGUUCUAAUUUUAUUCACCUAAUGUAUCGCCUUGCGAGACAUGCAAUGCUUGAGGACAUGAAAAGGAACUCCACAGGCACUGAUAUACCUUUUGUUGAAGCUGUAAAGUUGACACCUGAAGAUGUGAACAUGGCAAAGGCAAGAUGUAGAGUUGCAUCCAAUAAACUUCUGCAAAUUCUUCAAAAGGAAAAUCUUGUUAUUCAAGAGUAUAAUAAGAAAAAGCAGCUUUUACUUAAAGAAAUAAAGCAGAUAAAGUCUGAAUAUGAAGUCCUGCAGCUGAAGUCUUUCAAGAUGAAACAAAAUGACCAAAACAAAAAUAACAGAACUGAGAAAAUUCAAAAGGUCCGCAGUAUGUGGGCAGUUAUAAUGGAAACCAUUACAUCUCUGACAAAGGAAAAGGAAGCUGUGGAUUAUGUACUUCAAGGUUGUGUCGGCCAGUACAUUUUAGACGGAGCUAGGGUUGAUUUCAGAAUUCCACGGCUGUUGGCACACAGAGUUGAAAAUGACGCACACGAACAUUGGUCAAGAAAUGUAUACGAAGCCGGAAAACUGAAUUUCUUAAUGGUCAUUCGGUUAUUAAAUGAAGCCCUGAGGACACUGAGAGAUGAAAUUUGUCAAUCUGAAUUAACACCACAACUUGCGUACAUUAAGGAUAUUAAUGUGAAAUGCACAGAAAUAUUACAGAAUUUGCAAUCAAUCAGGCCAAAUUUAAAUCAACAGCAUUACGUGUCAAGGAGUGAAUCUAUUUCUAGAGAACAGGAAGACUGGGAAGCGAAGUGGAAAAACUUUCUUGGCCUGUGUCCUUUCAACUUAAUGCUAAAGCAGAAUCCACAACUUGGUCUGUUAAGAGCUUCACCACCCCAUUCUUUUCAUCCUUCAGAAGAUGAUGAUGACGAUAGCAUGUUUUAUCAGCAUCUACUAUCGGUUUCAGGAGUUGCUUCAGGUUGGAGGAGUAAUAAGAAAGAAGAUAAAUAUUUUCCCAUUGGCCAGCUGGGAAAAGAGGUUGAAGGUGUCCCUUCAGAUAUUAAGUCCUUUCAUGAAGUAUGUAAUGAGAAAGUUUCUGGUGCCUCAUCAUCUGUGAUGGAUACGGCAACAACAGCAUCAAGAUGGAUCUCUUCAGUACCUUCAGAGUUGUCAAAAGCAUGUGAAAACGGAGACGCAUUAAUUGAAAAGAACUUGCCUAUUGAGGCUUGCAAGGGGGAGAAAAUGCCUGUACCUCCAAAGAUCUUAAAAAAAGGAAAGGAUGACUGUGCCAUUUCAGAAGUGCCAGAGAAUACAGGUGAUCACAUUGUGCAGACAGAGUCUCCUGUCAAAAAAGAGGACCCUCUUAAGAAAAGCAGCGAUGAACUGGCAGAGGAGAUUGCAAGGACAGUGGUGUCUGAGUCACCUCAGAGUGAUGAAGACAACGGAAUGGCAUUAGAAGAUCUCUUAAGCUCAAUGGAUUUUAACCCAUUUUUAACAAAGAAACAAAUUCCCCGAACUCCAGAAAAUCUGCUUACUGAAAUUAGAAGCUCAUGGAGAAAAGCUGUUCAACCUGACAACUCAGACAUAGAGCUGCCCUCAGCUAAAGUAAUGAGAGAAGAAGCUCCAGUGGAUGCUGGACCUAUAAUGCAGGUGGUGGCAGAUUCUAGACUUAUGUCCUCUACCCCUGCAUCUCCUGUAACUGACUGUGAUCUUUUCUUGUCAGAAAUGACAUCCCCAUUAUGUUCUACAGAAGUUAAGUCUCAAAAGCAGACGAGGAUAAGUCACAUCAUUGAAUCUCCAAUUUUAGAAACAUCUGGAAUGCAAGAGAGUGAGAGAACUGGAGAACAGGAAUUAAAAUGUAUUCAAAACAUUUCUGUACAGAAUGUAAAUUCCGGAGAAGAUCCAGAACCGAGUUCUUCAUGUGUGAAGAGGAGUGUGAAUACUCUAGGCAGUUGUUCAGAAAACAAUAGUAAAAUAACCGUUCUACCUUCAGACUACUUCCAGGAUUCUUCAAUGAGUAGGAUGCUGAAUCAGAAUGUAUCUCCAUUGUUAAGUUCUGUCAGUUGUAAAGCUUCCAUAUCAUGGAUAUUGGAUGAGGUAUUUCCAGAAGAACUUGAUAGCAUGAAUACUACUGAAUGUGCAAUCUCAGACUCUGAUUUUGAUGUAGCAAUCACAGAUAUAUCAGCUGGUUCAAAAAAUAAGGGAGAUAUUCAAGAAUCAAAGCUAGAUCUACAGUCCCUGUUCAGCCCACAUAAAGCACUGAAAAGGACUGCAUCUACAAGUGAAGAGGAGUUCCAUCAAGCACAUAAUGGAGGUGAAUCUGUAAGUUGUACAUCAGACAAAAAUCUUAAACCAGAAAAAAGAGAUGAAUUGUUCAGUCCUGUAGUCACCUUGGAUGAAGCAUUUAGCAGGACACCAUUACCAACAUCUGUUAAUGAAAGAAAAUAUUCCCUGUCAUCUUUGGUGGCAUCUUGUAAACGUCUGGAGGAAAUGACAUCAAUGAUACACAAUGUCCCAUUAAGCUUAAUAACUAAAUUGAAAGAUAAAGAGCAAUUGAAUGAGGAGCUGGGCACAAAGGAACCAUCAUCAGGAUAGAAUUCCUAAAGCAGAAGCAUAACCAUAGUAGCAGUGCAAUUUUCGUUCAUGUAGGCAUGUAGCAUGCUCUCUAAGCACUGCCUAGAUAGAAAAGUUGCACUCCUUCCUGUUUUUUUGCAGAGACUAUAUUCUGGGCUCCUUGUCUAGAAGUUUCAGUUACCUGCUUGUUCUUCCAAUUUCAUGUCAUCCAUAGUAGCAUUCUAUGUACAGCCCAUCAUUUAUGUUCAGAAAUAUAUAUUCCUUUUGAAGCAUAUUUUGAAAAAUAGCAGAUGUUGAGUAGGUGAUAUAAUCCUAAAAAAUGGAAAAUUAAAGUUUCAAUGGAGAAAGAGUGAAAUCUUUGGUGUCUCUGUCUUCCCUCUAAUUUUACCACCACCACCACCUCCUGCAAAAGAACCCACCCAGAAUUUACUUGGUGCUCUACAUACAUUGAAUUCUUUUCUCUUAUUGAGACUUCUGAUCAGUAAGUGCCAUUAGCUUUACCUGUUGAUAGAGGCUGCUUUACAUAAACUUUUACUGAAAUGCCUGUCAUUAUAGUCAUGUUACUAAAUAAAUGUAUAUUGAACUGAA
Messenger RNA from Calidris pugnax (ruff), 3486 nucleotides. It is a transcript of the gene HAUS6, whose product is annotated as HAUS augmin like complex subunit 6. The record is from RefSeq and is a predicted model, not a curated record. Gene Ontology annotation, biological process: spindle assembly. Gene Ontology annotation, molecular function: microtubule binding. Lineage: Eukaryota; Metazoa; Chordata; Aves; Charadriiformes; Scolopacidae. Gene Ontology annotation, cellular component: HAUS complex; mitotic spindle microtubule. The transcript is spliced from 18 exons. Bases 133 to 2919 code for a protein of 928 amino acids.